Messenger RNA from Triticum aestivum (bread wheat), 1830 nucleotides. RefSeq lists its product as uncharacterized. The transcript is spliced from 6 exons. Gene Ontology annotation, cellular component: endoplasmic reticulum. The record is from RefSeq and is a predicted model, not a curated record. Bases 1 to 1722 code for a protein of 573 amino acids. Lineage: Eukaryota; Viridiplantae; Streptophyta; Magnoliopsida; Poales; Poaceae.
AUGUUCGACAUCAUACGCUCCCCGAGCCUAGAUGAGAAUGAAGAAGAUGACGGCUCGCAAUAUCUGCACAAUACCGGUGAGGGUAUGAUAUUUGAUGAAGACGAACGAAUAGAUGAAGUCCACAACAAUGAUGACGAAGGAUAUAUUCUUCAAUUAACAAAGACUGGCGAGCCCUCCAGAUCGAGAAAAUCUUCUACAAGCAGCAGGGCAGUUCGUGGCCCGGCCAAAAAGUUACAGGCUGGCGUAAAGUACAACGUCGAUGCCAUCAAACGUAAUGGCGAACCGCUCGAACCUAAGAAGAAUGCGAACAAGUUCAUUCGUCAAUGCGGAGUUAUUGUCAGGGACCAAAUCCCGAUCUCUGUUCAAGAAUGUAAAAAGGCAGCAAAGGGAGAUCCAGAUGUUACUUUUGUCUCUAUAAGAGCAAAAGAUCUGCUUUGGGAAUCUCUCAUGUCACCUUUCACCCUACCAGAUCGUUUGACAGAUGCAGAUCUGGAGAAAGUCAAGAAGAGUGCUCUUAAGAAGAUGGCGAUAACAUUCAACAACUACAAGAAAAAUAUAUGGGCCGCAUACGUCAAAGCAGGAAAGCAGACUCCAGAAUUCAAAGGAACACUGGAGAAGGGCGGCGGCAGGGGAUACUACCCCGGCAGCCACAAGGACGCCAACUGCGCCUAUGAGAUCUGCCCCGCGAGCAUCAACGCCACGCGGGGCCUCCUCCCGCCCGAGGCCGCCUGCGUGCACUGCUACUUCGCCGCUGCCGCCAGGGACUGGAGGUCCGGGAUGCGCUCGCUCUUCCUCGCCCGCAAUGGCAGCGCUACGCCCGGGUCCGCUGUCACCGAGUCGUGGACACCGCCGCUGCGCUCCACCACCAAGACAAGGAGGCCCUGGCGGGAGUCCGCGGCCGCCAGGGCCCGGAGGUCCUCGUCGCUGGACUGGGCGCUCUACGUGCUGACGGUUCUUGGGUUCUUACGUAUCAUGCUCCUACUAUGGGUGGACACGGGGCUCAUCCCGGAGGUCGUGGCCCGGGGGUUCGGCCCCAAGCUGUCUUCGGACGCCGUCGCGCGGUUGGGCCAAGAGGCGUGCCUUGCGCCUGCAGGUCUAGGCCACAAACUGCGCUCCUUGGAGCGAGGGGUCGGGCAGCUCAUCGGCGCCGACAGGAUCUCCAACUGCAGCUCGAAGGAUUCCGUCUGGCGACUCCAGCAGAAUGAUCAGCAUUUGUUCCAUUGGCGCUGCUCACUCUACAAGUCGGCUGCAGAGGAGGUCAGCAUCUGGGGGAGCCCUCUCCGGAGCUCAGGCCUGCUCCCGUCUACGCUCUUGACACGGCACAUCACCAUCCUCUCCGGCAAGCUCACCGAGUGGUCGGAUGGGAGCGUAUUGCCGAUGGUGAGUGCGAGCAAUGGGAGCUCCUGGAGCUACCGGGGCUGGAGUGCAGCAGCAGUGCUGCUAGAACCAGAGGUGUGGGUGCUGGAGUACCAGAGGAGCGUGCUGUUCGAGGGCACACGGCUGCUGCCGGCCACGGUGGAGCUGCUGGCGUCCAGGUGCUCGGAAAUGGCGAAACGGAGCGUUUACAUGAGGGAGUGCCUCCUUCCAGUUCACGGCCAAGAACACGUACACAUCUACGAGAUGCACAGCCAGAUCGUUGACAUGAGGGAAUGCCUCCUUCCAGUAGUCACCGAGGGAUUGAGCCACCAGCAGAGCAGUGGCGGCAAGCGUCACAAGAAAUAGAUGAUGAUUAGCUGAUCAUUUAACCUAGUUCAUGAUGCACGUAAUAGUUUACUUUAGUGUGUGCAAAUAUCAUGUAUGUACUAGCCACCUAUGUAAUUGGAUGUCUAA